Molecule: messenger RNA, 1805 nt
Organism: Ectocarpus siliculosus
Lineage: Eukaryota; Phaeophyceae; Ectocarpales; Ectocarpaceae
Source: the annotation of a GenBank genome assembly
AUGGCUUCCAACCCCCAAGACCCCGACAGGGUGGACCAGGCGUCCACGCCCACCCUGUCCGCCUUCGUGAUGAAGAGCACGGGGGACCAGGAGCUGGCCAUCCUCAUGCACUCCAUCGCCCUCUGCUGCAAGUCCAUCACUCGCGCCGUGCGCAAGGCUGGUAUCGCGGGACUGUACGGCCUGGCGGGCACGGACAACUCGUCUGGCGACCACGUCAAGAAGCUCGACAUCCUGUCGAACGACAUCAUGAUCUCCGCGCUCACGGAGUCGCACAUGUGCGCCGUGCUUGUGUCGGAGGAGAACGAGGACCCGAUCAUCAUCGAGGACUCCAAGUCAGACAAAGCACAAAACAUCUACUCGUGCAACGAGGGUAACUUCGACAGCUGGGACGAGGAGAUCAAGCGGGCGGUCAUGGGCUUCAAGACGGAGUCGCCCCCGUGGGCGCAGCGCUACGUGGGGUCCAUGGUCUCGGACGUGCACCGGACGUUGUUGUACGGCGGGCUAUUCCUCUACCCCGCGGACAAGAAGUCCACCAAGGGCAAGCUGCGAGUGCUCUACGAGGGCUUCCCGAUGGCCCUCAUCAUCGAGCAGGCCGGAGGAUCCGCGUCAACGGGCAUGUUCAAUGGGUCUAUCGGCCGGGUGCUGGAGAUCACCCCCAAGGACAUCCACGAGCGGUGCCCCAUCAUCAUCGGAAACCCUCCGUUCGUCGAGCGGGUGUUGGACGAGUACAAGAAGGCGUGAUCGCGUCCCGUCAUAUCACGACACACACCUACUUUAAUACUUGCCUGUCUGUGUGAUCGGUUGCCAUUGAAUGAAAGUGACACGCAUGCUUCAUGCCUGCUGUGUGAUCGAUCAUUCAUUGUGAAUGGAAGGGAGAGGAAAGAGCGGCGUUUUUUGUUUCUGUGCCGAAGUUGAUGUAGGGGAGACAUGUGUUGUAAUCUCCUCUCUCAAGUGUUGCGUGUUUAUUUUGUCGGUUUCUCGGCAGGAAAGCGUUGUCGUUGUUCGUUUCUUGCCGCUCCCGCGUCAACCCCCAGAGAUGGGGGUCUUAGAGUGCUAGGUGCAUAUGCCACGUUGUUCGUUUUGUUGUUCAUCGGUCGUUCAUGGUCUCAAAAAAGAGAGCUCUCUCAAAUAGAACAUCUCUGGAGAGAGAGGGGAGUGGCAUCGUCGACUCAUUGUCUGACCGACUGAUUUAGCUCUAUAGGAUUGUCCUUGCGUUUGCUGUGUGUGCGUCUUUCGUUCUCGUAUUUUUUCUUUUUCUUGUUUCCGUCGACUCAGAGAUAGGUGGACAUGAUAGGAUCCGAUUUGGGUUGGCUGCUUUCUCUUGUUUUCGUCGACUCAGAGAUAAUAGGUGGAUAUGAUAGGAUCCGAUUUGAGUAGACUGCUUUUUCUUGUUUUCGUCGACUCAAGAGAUGGGUGGACAUGGUAUGACCCGGUUGAGCAGAUUGCUUAGUCCUUAACCUCACCAGCUCCGAAAAAAGAAGUGGGCCACUAUGUCUCCGAAAUCGGCGCAUACGUACGUAGACUGUGCGCCAUAGACAAAAAGAGAACGAACAGAGGAAAAGAGUUCGACGCUGAUCUGGUGGAUAUAGACAACCUUUUCUAUCGACCGCAAGGAGUCCGUCAACCACGGUACAGAGAGAGAGAAAGAGAGGUUGAUGGCGCCAAUUGUCUUCUUGUUCACCUCCUUGUGCCCGCCGUCCUCUCCAGAAAUUUCCGGUCAGCGAAAAGUCUCUCGUCACCCGGUGACGUCAUCCACCGUCGUGACGUCACCUCUCGGGGAAAUUAUUCACAAAAUUCUAUUUCAC